Molecule: messenger RNA, 651 nt
Organism: Anopheles moucheti
Lineage: Eukaryota; Metazoa; Arthropoda; Insecta; Diptera; Culicidae
Exons: 1
Coding region: 1-651 (216 amino acids)
Biological process (GO): methylation
Molecular function (GO): nucleic acid binding; methyltransferase activity
Source: RefSeq, a predicted model, not a curated record
AUGGUUGCUAUAGCUGCAAUCGUUUUUCCAUUUUUGUCAGCCAUAUUUCAAGCUGUCAACUGCAUCAGUUGUCGCAAUCUGACAGAGAAUAGUGUACCGAAGGCAGGGCUAAAAGUUGAAAAUGGAACGCUCACGUUCUUCAACAUGAUUGGCGACAAUGAGCUUCUAUUUCCAGAGUUUAAAUAUUCGCUAGGUCGCUGCCUGCAAGCAAGCGUACAGUGUGGCGAGAAGGAGUUGAACAUAAGCAUCGGUUGUCUGCACGGACGUAUAGCUCAGCUCUACACGCCUAAGAUAUACGCAACUUUAACAUACAUCAACUAUGAGUUUACAACGACAAAGAAUGGGCAGCAAUCAUUUGAGCUUUUUGUAUGCUACAGUAACUUGCGCCAGGGAUGGAUGACCGUGAAUCAGGAGCCGAAGUUUGUGGAUCCGUUCACCAUCGGUUGGUCUCGAUUAACUUUUUACGAAGAGUGUGCUUGUAAUUUUCGGAUUGAGUUUAAAAUUGUGUAUGCUGAUCCUCCAUUUAUUCCGCGUGAUGACAAGAAAAUUAGUCAGAGUGAUUGGAAAGAAAAAUCGUACUGGAUACCAACGGGGGUAGUUGUGAUUGCGCUCAGCAUCUUAGUGCUGUGUGUUGUUUGUUCUUACCUUUAG